UUAAUGAAAAGUAAACGAAUCUGGGAUGAGAGUCCAAACAGAAGCGAUCUGACAUUUACUUAGCAGUCGUCCUUAGCCUGGGCUCAAUGGAACGGGCUGGCUAUGACAUCAGAGAAGGACUAUUUGUAUCGUCUGAAACUUGACCACCUCCCUUUACAUAAAUGACACCAAAUAGGUCAGCCCCCAGAGCGCUCCUAAAAAGGUUCUAGAGACGCACGAUCUGGCGUUCACGGCAGCUUUACCUGCAGACCAGAGGCCGGUACCUGGUAGAUUCGAUGGGGCGUGUAGAAAGCACGGCACAGCUCGCCUGACCGACACACAGUCUCUGUUCCCCCGAACACUGAGCGCAGUUAAGCCUUCAAAAGUGAGUCACUGCAAGGUGACAGCUAAUGCAAGCAGUGAGCAGGCUUGCCAGCAUACCUGGAGUCAGUCUUUACACAACCUCACGGCUACAGUCCGCUGUUACGGAAGUGUGUGUAACUCCCCCAUCCCACAUACUUACAACCCUCAGGUUAACGAUGUGCCUGGAUGACGGAUGUUUGUAUUUCUGAAACUUAACUGAACUACAGGUGUGUUUCUAAGCCCGCCGCCGACAGCUCGAUAACAUGGUGGCCAGAGACGGUGCCUUUCAGAUGCGAAAACGAGUGUUGUACAUUGGCAGCGCUGUGCCCCUGGAAACUUCGGAGGGGCUAGACGCCAUCCAGCUGCCGCUUAAAGAGCGAUACCCUUGUCACGAUGAACAUAACAUACAAGGGAUUGACGCUUACCUGUCGGUCUUGUCUGGUGGACUUCAGUUGGAGUAUAUACCGGAUCCCGAAACAGUUGUGUGGUUCCCGAUAUCCUCUUUGACGUUGUGUGCAGCCGUUAGGUGUAUACAUAUCGUUAACGGUGCUACGGGGGAAAAGUUACCAAAGUUUGUCAGCCUCAGUAACCCGGCCGCUCUAGGACCGAAUGCCAAAAAGCCGGCAAUAUUCACAGCUAUCACUCGACGGACGACCGGGAAAAAGGUACUUGAGUGCCACGGGUUCGUCUGCUCCUCACCCGAAGACGCCUUGGAUCUUGUCCAGGCCGCCAAGAACGCUGGCUUCAGAAGUCGAAACAACCGUGCUAGCCUUUACAGUUAUGUUGGCAGUCCUGGGCUUCCCAAUGGGCGUCCUAAUGCCCCGGUGCUUAGAAACGAGUCGUUCUCUUCUAGGUCAUCUUACAACACGCCACGCUCCGGGCUACGACUUGUUCCUGGCAGUCCCGUUCAUGGUAAAGAGGAACUUGCCCCAGAGUUUUUCGAACCCACUCCAUCCCAAGGCUACUUCUACACAGGGGGGACAAACCAUGUCAGGAGCUACACUCUCAGUCGGGUGGGUGGCGAUUCACCUCAGAAUCAACCUUAUGCUGCCUCAGAACACGCUGCCUCAACCCUUCCUAACAGACCCGGCCGGCGAGCUUUUUCGCCAGCACCACUACAAAGGCUUUCACCCAUUGGUACCGGCCAACGUCGGAUCAUAAGAUCACCACGCAUGUCUCCACCCAGGCGUUUCUUCUCACCACCUCCACCUCCACCUCCAAGCAAAAGGUAUGGUUAUGGAUUGCUUAACCGAGGGAGGGAUCCUCACGUAUUUAUGCCCCCUCCACCCAUCUAUGUUGACUCCCCGUACGGGAUCCCGAUCCGUGCAGCCGCUGGCCGGAGGGGAUCUGUGUCGUCUGGAGAGAGCCAGUCCCGUUCUCCGUCCCCUCACCCCAACGGAGAGGUGUCGGUCUCUCAUGAUCGUCGUCGUUCGUCUUCAGGUUCCUCAACUCUCCGACGUGAUGGUAAGUCCCAUCAUCACCAUCACCACCAUCACCAACACGCGGCCAACGGACACGGAGCCACCGAGUCGUCCAGCGAAGUGUCCUCCAGACCGCGGACCCCACCCGGGGACUACGCCUUUGUGAACCGCAUGAGCAGAAAGGACAGGCACGAGAACCAGAGAUACAAAAAAGCCUACCGAGGGAACAUAUCUGACGAUUUCCACACCCGUUCAGUCUAUCCAGAAUACUAUUUCUACGGGUAUACAACUGAUCCGCAUCAUGUCCGACUGGCGAGGCACCAAUCGCUUCCUCCACCCAUGCACGUCUCCCCGUCCAGAGGAAGACGAAUGAAGAAAGACAAAAGUAAAAAAAAGAAGAAGAAGAAGGCAAAACAGUACCGACAUUCCGAUGAUGUUUCUACCGACAGUUUUGAAAACAGAUCGGAAAUUCCGACAACCAUGUUGGACCGAAGUUACCCAAAUAUACCACGUGACUGGAGAAGGAGUCAAUUCACGAACGAAAGGGCUCUCACAAAGACAAUACUUGGAGGCUCCAGAAGAGGUUAUUUCUCCGAUACUACACCCACUGCCUAUGUUCUCAAUCAAACCCGUGAAGGGCCCCACGGGGAGUUGGGAUUUGACUAAGUUCACAUUCACUGAAAAUUAAAAUACAGUGUUAUACUAGUAUGUGGAUGUACCGAUUUCAUACCGGAGUCACGAGGCUCGUCUGAAGUAAAAUGUUUACGACCCGCGGACGUGUACUUCAGUCCCAGGGGAUUAUAAUAUUAUAUUAGCACAGCUGUUUGAUGUUGUUGUGAACUGUGGGCCACUGGGAAUGGCCCCAAAAGAAAAACGACAGAACUUGGAUAAGCUAAAACCCUUGGCUAUAGGGUGAGCAAUGACCCGGAUGUGGGUGUGCUGAAACAAAACCUUCUGCUAAUGAGUCGCUGAUGAAGACACGUAGGCGGAACUGCUCCUAAUGCCUUUUGUGUCAUAAUACCCAGUGUUAACCACAAACUUUGCCGUACCAAGACACACGAUUGUCAGGCGACAAAGCUUAACACACGUUAUCCUGACAUUUGAAUGUAUAGGAUGUUGCAUGUCAACUGCAUGGGGGGAAAAUAUCAUAAAUUUUCUCCACUACGUGUUUUGUUUCAGGUGACAAACCUGUGCCGAUUUCCCUGCCUUUUAUAGUGGUUGCGUAAUGUGAUUACCGUGUUUAGUGGAGCCAUGCGGUAACACUGUAAUCGUGCUAAGGUAAACACCUAUCCCUAGCGGUUGAAUGUCUCAUUCGGGCCACGGACAGCUAUAGCAGCGCUGCAUGUUAAAUUGAUCUGUAAUCCUAAUCAAGCUAUGAUGUACAAAAAAACCUAACACUUCCUGAUGUGCUUGCGGCUAUGUCAUAACGCUUAUCAUUGCAUCGCCAUCGAGAUCUGUGUGUUUUUAUGAGGAAGUGAUGUAUAUUACUGCCUUUAUCGUGCAUUCUAUCAAAGUGCAUACGUUUGACUGAUUUAUGUUAGGAAAAGCAAACUUGUGAUUUUUUCUUAGAUACGUUAAGUUGUUGUCAUAAACUAAUAACAUGUCCUUUUGUGUGUUUGCCUUCAUCAAAAGUUAAUUAAAUACACUUGUUUAUCGUCAGAAAACGUAGAGCCUUUUUCAAGACUCCAUAGUCGAAUGUUAUAGACCCCAUCUACAGUUUUUACAUAGAUAUCCCAAAUUGUUGACAAGCCAAGAGAUGUUAGCCAACGGUAUUUCCAAUUUACAUUUUAAAUUAGCAGAACUGUGAUGUCCACGGGUUACACAUGUAUACGGAAUUGUUUAUCUUGCCCUCAGCUUUUAUACAGGCUAGUUACAUAUUCUAGACAUGUAUGUCGUAGGUUGUGUUCAGAAUCUCGGGUUUAAGUCCGUGUUAGGGUUGGCAAGUACUUUCUUCCUCAUAGAUGCAUCUAAUACUGAAGCAAUGAGGCCUCCAGUCACCGCCAAAACCCCGUCUUUCUUGUUUCUCCAGUGCUAAUCACGUCUUGUAUUAUGCCAAACGUAGCCUGCCUCGUUUUUCAUUUCGACUUGCCUUUUAGCCAGUUACAGGGUUUAAACGCCGGGUAGAUUUAAAGGGGAGUAAAGAAUUUUUUGCUGCUCACGAUUUUCAAGUGGAGCUGAGUAUGCUGACCCUUUAACUAUCACGUCGCAGGGCUUAGUGGUUACCCGGUAGGUUAGCAGGAGUGGGGUUGUCGCUGACGAUCUUAAACAACAUACAGGCAAAAGGCUGCUUAAUAACAAGUGAAGUCAACAACCAUGGAGACAUUGAGACGGUCAAACUCAGGACCUAUAUGAAUGCGACAAAAGCAGCCCCUUUAUCUGAUAACCAGUAACUUCUAGGAUUAACACAGUCUGUUUGACAUCCGUAAACACCUAGACACUGGUAAUGCCCUGUUCAGCUGAAUGCAAUAGUCAACAGCUUUCUAUUUUCCUUUUCGGACUUGGGUGUGCUCGAUAAAAUCCAGCCCAAAGUUCACUCUUAGAAAAAGUUCACAGCAAGAAUGUUUUUAAAUCUUGCCUUUUAUGUAAAAACAUUAUAUUAUUAUAAGUAAUUUUUGCUUUACUGAUGACAACGAAAUGGUUUCUGUUUUGUAAUGAUAUUUAGUUGCAAUAUUUUUAUUUACCUUGUAUGGGGAACUUUGAUAGUGUAUGCACACUUCCUUAUACGGUGUUUAUUCCAUCUUUGUGUUCAGCUUUGCGAUGUAAUCAACGUGUAUUGUAAAAAUAUUACCGUAAAUAACUUGCACAUCUACCCUAUGUUGCAUAACUAAUAUAUAAAAUACAAUAUUUGGUGUCCAUAACCGAAUUCUUGAUGCACGCCAUCUCUGACAAUAAGUUGUGAACAGCCAGUGAAAAGAAAAAGUGAAAAUCGAAAAUACACUAAUUGGUUUUUAUCGAAAGCUGCCUCCGUAGACACGGGAAUUUGACCUCUUUAUGUCAAGAAGCAUAGAUUUGUUCUGUACCUGAUGCAUCAACCCUGCUGCUAUACACACGUCCACGCAAAUUAGUUGCUCUCAAACAAUUCAUCGGUUAAUUUUAACAGAAAGCUGUUGUCUGAGUAAUUCUAGAAUGCAUUCUGUUGUUAGGACAUAAUACGGUCGUAUAUUCAACUUUCUAGCACCACCCAUAUAACAAACUUUCUGUUAAAGUGAACAGAUUAUUUGUUUGAGUGUGAGAACUUAUUUCCACGGCUUAAAGAAAUCUUGGCAAGAAUAUUGCUGAUGAUUAGUCGCUUUUCAUGGCUGCUACGUUGCCAAUCUAUUUUUGCUGCUUAUUGUCUUUUAAUGGUAUGCUAUGUCAUCUGAGAUAACAUUCACAAAAAAACUUUUUUAAUACUUUUGUUUCUGAAAGCACGUAUAAGUCAAAACAAUCUACCGGACAAAGUUGGGGAAAUUUAUAUUUCGAAGUUGAUAAAAUUAUUCCAGGGCCUUCCAUUCCUCCUAGGAUAUAUUGUUCUCUUUUCCGUCGCACUCGUUACAGAUGGACCGUGAGAUAUGUCAAAGAAUUGGCGUAUCAUACUAUCAAGCCGCUAGGACGCAUUAUGCGGCUCUUUUGAGAGUGCAUGUAAUUUUUUUAAGA
This is a messenger RNA of Liolophura sinensis, 5399 nucleotides long. RefSeq lists its product as uncharacterized. The transcript has a single exon. The record is from RefSeq and is a predicted model, not a curated record. Lineage: Eukaryota; Metazoa; Mollusca; Polyplacophora; Chitonida; Chitonidae. Bases 606 to 2429 code for a protein of 607 amino acids.